AUGAGUAUUCCUCGAAGUAUAAGGCAGACGUCGACAAUCUGCGCCCGAUGUCUGCGCCAAUACGGUAUCCGAUCCUAUUCGACUAGCGCUGGCCGCAAUCCACCUCCACCUCCACCUCCUCCAUCUGGAGCCGCGCGACUCAGCAAUCGCCGCCUCCUGUCCAUCCACGGCCAGGAUGCGGCCAAGUUCCUCCAAGGCCUCAUCACCGCCAAUGUACGGCCAGAGUCCCGAACCGGCUUCUAUACUGCCUUCCUGAACGCACAGGGAAAGGUGCUCAACGAUGCUUUUGUGUACCCUACCCUUGGCUCGAAAUGGCACGACGCGAACACUGCUUCCGACGAGCUGGGCUACUUGCUCGAGGUCGAUGGCGAGCAGGCUGAAACACUGCUGAAACACCUGAAAAGACAUAAAUUGCGCUCUAAAUUGAAGCUCCGUUUACUUGAGGAGGGAGAGCUGAGUGUAUGGAGCGUGUGGAAAGAGGAUGAGCGAUGGACUGCGCACACCAAGGCCGAGGACGGCAGUGGAGCCAUUGGCAUGACGGAUUCCCGGGCCCCAGGGAUGGGACAACGGAUACUCUUGCCGUCACAGAACUCCAAAGACGACUUACAAGAAUUCCUAGAUGGCGUGCCGGAGGCUCCGAUGACCGCGUACACCCUCCGAAGAUAUCUCAAAGGCGUCGCCGAGGGACAGGUGGAAAUCCCACGUGAGGAGUCAUUGCCGAUGAAUUGUAAUAUCGACAUUAUGGGUGGCAUCGACUUCAAGAAAGGCUGCUAUGUCGGCCAGGAGCUCACGAUCCGCACGCACCAUACCGGAGUGGUCCGUCGCAGAAUCCUGCCCGUCGUGCUGCAUGACCAUGCACAAGCACCUCCGGAGAGAGUGGAAUACGUUCCAGAUGCUUUCGACGAGGUGCUGGAGAAAGACGCAGACAUCAGGCGAGAUGACAAACGAAAGAGGCCAACGGGCAAGUUCCUCGCCGGCAUUGGGAAUGUCGGGCUCGCAAUGUGCAGGCUAGAGCAGAUGAGUGAUCUCAAAGUGUCUGGUGAGGCAAGCUCGUUUGACGGCGGCGAUCGAUUCAUCGUACAGAGCUCCGAUGGACGCGAGCUGGGAAUCAAGGCGGUGGUGCCGGAUUGGCUGAGAGGUAAGAUCCGCGAACCCAAGAUACAGAAGCGAGUGGGCUAG
Molecule: messenger RNA, 1179 nt
Organism: Neohortaea acidophila
Lineage: Eukaryota; Fungi; Ascomycota; Dothideomycetes; Mycosphaerellales; Teratosphaeriaceae
Exons: 1
Coding region: 1-1179 (392 amino acids)
Cellular component (GO): mitochondrial matrix
Molecular function (GO): protein binding
Source: RefSeq, a predicted model, not a curated record